Molecule: messenger RNA, 246 nt
Organism: Gongylonema pulchrum
Lineage: Eukaryota; Metazoa; Nematoda; Chromadorea; Rhabditida; Gongylonematidae
Source: the annotation of a GenBank genome assembly
AUGACAAAACGUUCAAAUAAACGAGAAGCGAAGCUUGUGUACAAAAGCCAGCGGAAAAGCCUGCAUGCCGAACAGCAGCAACAUUCGCAAAAAAAGGCGAGCACUACUAAAAAGACGCGCCACAAACACCGUUACGCUUUCAACACCGAUACAUUCAGCAUCAGAGGACAGCGCUGCUCCAACACGCCGGCGCGGCCAAGCGCGGACUACGCUCAACAAAUAACACGUUGCGGCUGGAACCGCUGA